CAUGGACCUGCUGUUCUUGCUGCUCCGCGGGCUGCGGCUGGCGCUGGACCUGCUGCUGCUGCUGCUGGACGUCAACUUCCUCCUGGUGUCCUCGCUCGUGUCCGCGCUGUUCUGGCUGCUCGCCGCCGUCUGGAGCCUGCCCGCGGCCGCCACGGCCGGCGCGCUGGCCUGCUGGGACGGGCUGCUGCUGUCGCUGGCCUCCGUGGAGCGAGCGGCGCUGGGCGCCCUGCAGGGCCUGGCCGCGGCUCUGCGCGGCUGCUGCUGCGGCCUGGAGGGGCUCAAGGUGCUGGGGCACCUCCUGUCGCACCUGGCGCUGCGGGGCAAGGAGCUGCUGCACCGUGAGCUCUGCGGGCUGCUGGGCUGCGGGCAAGUGGUGGCCAGGCACGUGUGCGAGGGCCUGGCCAUCGGCACCAGCCUGCUGGCUUACCUGGUCAACAGCCUGGUCAACGUGUGCCUCAUCGGCACGCAGAACCUCUUCACCCUGGCCGCGGCGCUGUGGGAUUCCCUCGCCAGCCCCUUGCUCAGGGUCACCGACCUGCUGGCCGCUUUCCUGGCUCACAUCUCCAGCGGGGCCAUCGCCGUGUCCAUCCUGCUGUGGUCCCCGUGCCAAAUGGCCUUCGAGCUCCUGGCUGCCAUCGCCCAGCUCUUCGUCACCACCUUCUUCGUGAAUAUCUACGGCCUGGGCUUGCUCAUCCUCAUUAUUGCUGUCGGCGCCUUCGUCUUCAACCCAGGGCUGCUGUGGACGCUGACGGACUGCGUGCUGGGUUACUUCAACACGCUGCCUUCCUACCACCGCCUGCAGCGGGACGUGUGGCGGCUCUAUCAGGUGGCAGUGCUGACGCUGGGUAUGGCCAUGACCUCGCAGACCUGGCGCAGGGUGGUGGACUGGAGCCUGCAGGUGACCAACUGGAGCCAAGGGGGCAGAAUGGUGAACAGGGAGAGCAACCAGCGAGGGGCAGCUGAGCCUGCCCUGAGAUACGCAGCUCCUGGCAGGCCGAUGCUGGCAGGGGUUGCUCAGUGGCCUGCAGAGCAUGAGGAUGAUGAGGAUGCUGAGGAUGCUGAGGAGGUACCGCAAGCGCGCCCUGCUCUGGGUCGAAGCGUGUCAGGACAGCGUCUGCAGCCACACAGGGAGGAGCCGGGUACCUCCUGGGGGAAAGCUCAGAGGAGGCAGCAGCUGAACGCAGGGGCUGGGGAUGCGGAUAACGACCCCUGGAUGCUCCUGAAAGAACAAGAGGAACGCAAGAAAUGCGUCAUCUGUCAAGACCAAACUAAGACCAUCCUGCUUCUGCCCUGCAGGCACCUGUGCCUGUGUCAGGAGUGCACAGAAGUCCUCCUGCAGCAGGCCAUCUACCAGCGCAACUGCCCACUGUGCCGCCAGAUGAUCCUCCAGACGCUCAACGUGUACUUGUGAGCCCAUGGGGUGGGUGGCUUGGGUCACUUGGGCACCUCACCCCUGUCUGCCUCUUGCCAGGAAGCAGAACUUCCCAGGGCUGCUUUGAGCAGCUUCCAAAGAACUAAGGAUGGUGCUGAAAGGGCAAAAGGCUUUUAGGGGUGUCUGCUAGCCACGUUUGCUACGGAACUAACUGUAGCUCUUGCUAGCAAGCACCAUAACUGAUCUCUGCAGCGGGCUCAGUUAUCUUUCCUUUUGUUGACAACUGCUGUUCCAGGGCCUGUUGCCUGCAGCAGUCUCAGUUUCAGAGUGCCAGAAGGAUGCUCUGGUUCCUUCUAGCCAAAGGUGGUGGCAGGUUUCAAUGCUGUGCCCUCCUGGGAGUCAGAGGAGCUGGUGCAAGGUAAAGGGAGGAUUUUUCCCAAGGUCUGCCCAGGAAAACCACCUGGCAGACUGCAUUCAGGUCUCUGUUACCUCCUCCCACCAUCUAUGGGAGCUCAUUGGGAAGGGAGAUGUGUGCUCCCGUUGCAAGGCCCUAGGAGAGCAAUGAGCACACUCGAGUUAAAUGUGCUAAGCCUGGCUUUCAGCUAGAGAAGAGCAGGGUUUCUGGGGUUCUUUAGCAUCCCAGCCACCAUGGCUUUGGUUUUUGAGCUUCCUGUUCCCCUAGCCAGGACAAUGAGGAGCUGUGACCAUCGCAGGCUCCUUGCAGGCCAUAGCUGACUGCAGAGCCCAGUGUUGCUGCUGCUUCCGUGCAUCACCUAUGCAAGACUAGCAAGCACACAUCAGAUUACUCACGUGGGGAGGCCAGAGGGAGUUACUUGUGCUGCUGCUGGGGAAACCCGAGGGCCCUGGCAGCACGCAUCUGAGCCAAUGCUGGAGAAUCUUCUCUGGAGAACACAUCUUCAGGCCCUUGGGACUGGGUAGCGCACACCAGUGCUUGCUUGCUGCCUCCCAGGCUGGGCUGCUUAAAGGGAGUCACGUUCUGGGAGGAGAUUGGGACACCCCAAAGCCCCUGGGAGCCCAUUGAGACAUUCCCGCUCCAGGCACAAGUCCUGCAUAUCCAUUGUG
Molecule: messenger RNA, 2455 nt
Organism: Neopsephotus bourkii (Bourke's parrot)
Lineage: Eukaryota; Metazoa; Chordata; Aves; Psittaciformes; Psittacidae
Gene: RNF26
Product: ring finger protein 26
Exons: 1
Coding region: 2-1411 (469 amino acids)
Biological process (GO): protein ubiquitination; ubiquitin-dependent protein catabolic process
Molecular function (GO): ubiquitin protein ligase activity
Source: RefSeq, a predicted model, not a curated record